GUAAAGAUAUUUGAGAACACACCAUAGACAAAACACACAUUAUGCUUGUCUUUUUAAAACUCCACAAAUGAACCCGAGAUAGUGUGGCAAAUAAGAAUUCUCCGAAGAUUUAGAAAUAUGAAGUUUACUGAACAUCUAUCUGCGCAUAUUACUCCAGAAUGGAGAAAGCAAUAUAUAAAUUACGAGGAGAUGAAGGCAAUGCUAUAUGCAGCCGUGGAGCAGGCCCCAUCUGCCGAACUGGUGGAACCGGAGGUUCUUACGAGGUACUUCACCAAGUUCGAUGAACAGUUCUUCCAUUACUGUGACAAGGAGCUCACCAAGAUCAAUACCUUCUAUUCAGAGAAACUGGCGGAAGCAACUCGCAAGUUUGCGAACCUUUGCAGCGAGCUGAGCGAAGCGCAAGAGGAGGAGUUCAAGGGCAAGGACGGCCCUCUGCGCCGAGGCAAGAACAUUCUGAGGAAGAGGGACGUGCCAGCUCGCAAGAUGCAGGAGCUGAAGCUCGCGUUCAGCGAGUUCUACCUCAGCCUCAUCCUGCUGCAGAACUACCAGAACCUCAACUUCACUGGCUUCCGCAAGAUACUCAAGAAGCACGAUAAGCUGCUGAGCGUGGACAUCGGAGCCCGGUGGCGCAUGGAGAACGUGGAGUCGUCGCACUUCUACACCAACAAGGACAUCGACAGGCUGAUCCAGGAGACGGAGACGGUGGUGACCCAGGACCUGGAGGGCGGGGACAGGCAGCGGGCCAUGAAGAGGCUGCGCGUGCCGCCCCUGGGGGAGCAGCAGAGCCCGUGGACCACCUUCAAGGUGGGGCUGUUCUCGGGCUCCUUCAUCGUGCUGCUCAUCGCCGUCAUCCUCUCAGCCAUCUUCCACCACAGCAGGAAGGACUGGCACAUAGUGACGCGGCUGUACCGCGGCCCGCUGCUCGUCGUGGCCUUCCUGUUCCUCAUGGGCAUCAACGUGUACGGGUGGCGGUCGUCGGGGGUGAACCACGUGCUGAUAUUCGAGCUGGACCCGCGCAACCACCUGUCGGAGCAGCACAUCAUGGAGCUGGCCUCCAUAUUCGGGGUGGUGUGGGCCCUGAGCGCGCUCAGCUUCCUCUACAGCGACUACCUGAGCAUUCCCCCGUACGCCAACCCUCUGGCCCUCGUCACCAUCAUGGCUGUGUUCAUCUUCAACCCCACCAGGACCUUCCAGCACGAGGCGAGGUUCUGGGCCCUGCGGGUGCUGGGUAGGAUAGUGGCAGCACCGUUCUUCUACGUCCACUUUGCAGACUUCUGGCUGGCAGAUCAGCUGAACAGCUUGGUGGUGGUGCUGUUGGAUUUCCAGUUCACCAUCUGCUUCUACAUUUCCAACCCUAAUUGGAUGGAAGCCUCAGAUAGCAACAUGUGCUCGGACUUCCUGUGGGUGCUGCGGCCAAUAGUGACGUGCCUGCCAGCGUGGUGGAGGUUCUCACAGUGUCUGCGACGGUACCGCGACACCAAGGAAGCCUUCCCCCACCUGGCCAACGCUGGGAAGUAUGCCACCACCUUCUUCGUCAUACUGUUCUCCUCGCUGCAUUCUGCGUACUCAGAUAGAUACACCUUUGCUUCCGAUGAGCCUUACUUGUACCUGUGGGUGCUGGUGUCCAUUGUCAGCUCGUGCUACGCUUACACCUGGGACAUAAAGAUGGACUGGGGGCUCUUUGACUCAAAAGCAGGGGACAACAAGUACUUGAGGGAGGAAAUUGUGUACUCUUCAACUGGCUACUACUACUUUGCAAUCGUGGAGGACUUUGUCCUGAGGUUUGUGUGGGUGCUGUCGAUGUCGCUGACGGAGAUGGGCUACAUCCACGCCGACCUCAUGGUCACCAUCCUCACUCCGCUGGAAGUGUUCAGGCGUUUUGUGUGGAAUUUCUUUCGGCUGGAGAACGAGCACUUGAACAACUGCGGUAAUUUCCGAGCGGUGCGAGACAUUUCGGUGGCGCCCAUGGACUCGUCGGACCAGACCCAGAUCUUGCGCAUGAUGGAUGAGGAGGAUGGUGUGGUGAACAGGCGCAAGAAGAAGAGCUCCGGUGCGCAGGGCAAGAAGAAAGAGGAGCACCGACUGGUACUGGAGGGAGAGUCUACCGACGAUCCAGACAACUAGGCGGCACAACACUUCCUUCACUCUGCCACUUGAUUGGAAACCUUUUUUUUUUCAAAUACUAAAUUUGAAUUUCAGAUUUACUUUUCAGUUUGCGACAUUGCAGAACUGCUGAUAUGUUAAUGUUUUUGAAUUUUUUUUUAUGUGCAGCCUAUCCGCUAAAGGAGAAUUUAAAUGGGAAAAAUAAUGUAGGGUUAUGCCACAUUGAAAUGCAAAGAUAUUUUGGAUUAUGCUUAUAAUUUUAUUUGCAGAACUUCUAAAUAAUUUGCUGUAGAUUUUGUUUUUUUAGUUGGGAUUAGCGCCAUGUUAGGGUUGCAAACUAAUUGGUCCCAUAUUGUCUCAGUUGCUAGGCCCUGUAAGUUUUUUAAUGCUAUAUUUUGUUUUUAGUUCAGAUACGGGUGGUUCCUUAAACUCAUGCUCUCUAUUUCUUUAUGUUUACGGAAUAUCCGUGUAGCCAGCCACUUUUGAGCUGUGAGAAUAGUAAUUAGUUUUUAUGAGUGAUUAUUAUUAAUCAGUAUUACUAUUUAUAGCAGUAGGUAUUGUUAGCUAGUGAUACAGAUUUAGUAUUUUUAAUGUUUGUUUCAUUGAAACAUAGCUCUCUCUUUUUUAUUUCUUUUUAACAAAUUUUUUUUUUGGAAUAGCUGAAUUUUUUAUUUGCUCAAUGUUUAAAAUUUUUUUGAUAAUUUUUAUUUUGUGUGAUCUCUUUAGUCUGUAACAAUCUCCAUGUAUCUCGAUAACUAUGUCUAGCUAGUAUAUGUUGAUUAUUUUUAUGUAAAUGUGAUCGCUCCUGAGUCCUAGUGGUGCCCUUAAAGUUGGCAUUAUUGAAACUAAGCUCACAAGAAAUAUGAGAUUCUUAGUAGGCACUUAAACAUUUUUCCAUUGGUUACCUGAAAUGAAAAGUAUUUGAUGUUUCAAUGAAAUGUUUUACUGAUAAUUUUUAAGCUGGUGUUAAUAUAAUAUUGAAACUAAGAUUACAAGCAAUAUAAAAUUCUAACUAGGCAUUUAAACAUUUUUGCAUUGGUUCCCUGAAAUUAUUAGUAUUUGAUGUUUCAGUAAAACGUUUUAUUGAUACUGUAAGCUGGUGUUAAGAUAAUAUUGAAACUAAGUUUACGAUUAAUAUGGUAUUCUAAUGUUACCUGAAAUGAAUAUUUGAUGUUUCAGUAAAAUAUUAUACUGAUAAUUUUUAAGCUGGUGUUUUAAGAUAAUAAAGUAGAGUACUUGUUAUCAGUAUGGCAAUAUAUUAUGUUGAUACAUUUUCAUAAAAUAAAUUUUUAAUGUUUUUA
Bacillus rossius redtenbacheri is the source of this 3404-nucleotide messenger RNA. RefSeq names its product solute carrier family 53 member 1-like. NCBI's taxonomy places the organism in Eukaryota, Metazoa, Arthropoda, Insecta, Phasmatodea, Bacillidae. The coding region runs from base 118 to 2124 and encodes 668 amino acids. Gene Ontology annotation, biological process: phosphate ion transport; cellular response to phosphate starvation. Gene Ontology annotation, cellular component: cytoplasm; plasma membrane; Golgi apparatus. The record is from RefSeq and is a predicted model, not a curated record. The transcript has 10 exons. Gene Ontology annotation, molecular function: inositol hexakisphosphate binding.